UCUGUUUUUUUGUUUUCUGUUGUCAGCUGCAGUGAGACAGUGCAUCUCGGCUACAGUUCUGUUUACAGUCUCUUCUCCCUCUUGACUUGUUGCUGUAGCGCUGGACACAGUCUACUGAGGAACUUGGGAGCAUGAGUUUUCUGGGCAGAUUUAAGAAACCGCUCGGUGUCCCACCAGCCCCGCCCAGAAGAGCAGAUGCCAGCAGCGAUAAGGGGUGGCCUGCGGAUGAGUUUAAUGACGAAGACGGCGAUACUUAUGAAGCCCCCCCCUGCGAGCGCAUGAAACUACCGCCCCCCCGGCAACAGGAGGACGAGGAUGUCUACCUGGGGAGGACGUCGUCAAACUCUAGUAACACACCCCGACAGAUCCCUCCCCCCAGACCUGUCAAGAUCUCGAGGUCGGUGCCAGAGACUGAAGAGCAGUUUUUCAACCCCAGCGCCAAGAAACCUCCGCAGAUCAAUCGGGAAGCGAAGCCUGGGAGUGGUAUGAAAGCCCCUCCCCCAGAGAGAGACCCCGCCCCCGACCGAGUGCCGCCCCGCAGACCCGCCCCCGCAGUCCAGCCCGAGGAAGACGUCUAUCUGGAUCCCAACGAAGGGCAGGGGGAUGGUGAUGAGGAGCUGUAUCUUGAACCCAACACAGCCUGCCCCCCCAGCCCACAGAACGCAGCCAAACUGGGGGUCCCCCCCCCCUCACCGGGACCCUGCAACUAUAGGAGCCCCCCUCCAAAGCCUCCAUUGCCUCGGUCGAAAUCAGGCUGUGACUGGUUUGCUGGUUCCUGUGAUCGCAAGAUGGCUGAGUCUCUGCUCUACAGGAUAAACAAGGACGGCUCGUUCCUGGUGCGUCUCAGCUCGGCUCAAGGUUCGAAGCAGCCCUACACUCUGGUGGUUCUGUACAAACACAAAGUCUACAACAUCCCCGUGCGCUACCUGGAGAGCAGCCAGCAGUACGCACUGGGGAAGGAAGGCAAGAAAUCAGAGGAGCUUUUCUCCAGUCUCUGUGACAUCAUCGAUCACCACAGGAAGAACCCUCUCCUGCUGAUUGACAGCAAGAGCAACGCCAAGUACAGCAGCUUCCUGACUCACCCUGCACGGCCCUGAGCGGGACGAGAACACAGAGCUAGAGAC
This is a messenger RNA of Polyodon spathula (Mississippi paddlefish), 1124 nucleotides long. Its product is annotated as B-cell linker protein. The transcript is spliced from 15 exons. The record is from RefSeq and is a predicted model, not a curated record. Gene Ontology annotation, biological process: cell surface receptor protein tyrosine kinase signaling pathway; intracellular signal transduction. Bases 132 to 1097 code for a protein of 321 amino acids. NCBI's taxonomy places the organism in Eukaryota, Metazoa, Chordata, Actinopteri, Acipenseriformes, Polyodontidae.